This is a messenger RNA of Heterostelium album PN500, 999 nucleotides long. It is a transcript of the gene mcfK, whose product is annotated as mitochondrial substrate carrier family protein. The record is from RefSeq and is a predicted model, not a curated record. Gene Ontology annotation, biological process: thiamine pyrophosphate transmembrane transport. The transcript has a single exon. Gene Ontology annotation, molecular function: thiamine transmembrane transporter activity. Bases 1 to 999 code for a protein of 332 amino acids. Gene Ontology annotation, cellular component: mitochondrial inner membrane. Lineage: Eukaryota; Evosea; Eumycetozoa; Acytosteliales; Acytosteliaceae.
AUGGUUAUUUUAAGUAGUAGUCAUGAUGUUAAGAAUGAUAAAUGGAUAGAUAUGUUUGCAGGUUCAAUAUCGGGUGCAACCACUCGUAUGAUUGUUGCUCCGCUCGAUGUUAUAAAGAUUCGUCUGCAACUCCAAAAGAGUGGUGGUAGCGCAACUUCGACUUCACCACCUCAGUAUAGAGGUGUUUUCAAUACGCUUGGCAAGAUAACACGUGAAGAAGGAAUACGUGCACUCUGGAAAGGUAACCUCAGUGCCGAGUUCCUCUGGAUCAGCUACGCCACCGCACAAUUCAGUCUCUAUAAUUCAUUUGUACAUAGUCUCGACCAAGAGAAUUAUCUGGCACACCAAAACAGCAAUCAACACUACAAACCACCGACCUACAUAUCGCUGCUGGCAGGCGCCACCGCAGGUUCGAUCGCCACUGCCAUCUCCUAUCCUUUCGACACUCUGCGAACCAACAUCGUGGCGCAACACCAACACGUAACCAUUCCACAGUGCGUCAGACAGAUCUAUCACACCAAAGGCUACAUUGGAUUCUACAAGGGUAUAACAUCGUCUGUGCUCCAAAUCAUUCCACAGAUAUCACUUCAAUUUGCAUCGUAUGAAUGGCUCAAAAAUCUUUAUAUUCACAUCGCCAUUGCAAAAGAACAACAUCAACACGCAAAAAACAACAACAACAACAACAACAAUUCAAUACGUACACCAAGAGAACUGUCGAAAGACCCUAUCAUUCAAUUGCUGAGUGGUGGUUCCUCAGGUGCCAUCUCUAAAUUUAUAGUACUACCAUUCGAUGUGGUGAAGAAACGAAUGCAAGUUGCACCGGGCGGUAUCACUCUGAAGCAAUGCAUUUCCGAUAUGUUUAAAAAUGAAGGCUGGCGAGCAUUCUACAAAGGCGGAGUUCCAUCAAUGAUAAAGGCUGGUGCUGCCGCAUCUCUAUCUUUUACUUUUUACGAACAAGCUAAAACUCUUCUUACAGACAUGCUUUUUAAGAUUAUAUAA